GUUCAACCAGAAAUGAACACGUUGAGUUAUAUAUAUAUAGUGAUUUAAAUCUCAAAAUAUAGUAUCAAGAGCGAACUACCACAUUUCUAGUUCUAACUCUUGCAAUCAAAUAUAUAUAGGAAUGGAUAUUUGUCGUUAUAUUGUUGUAUUUAUCCUCGUUGUAACGAAAUCUUUGGCUGACGAAGGUCAUGACCAACAUAGCAGGCUACGAGAUUCAAAACAUGUCCAUGACAAAGAGUAAGUAGCCAUGUACACAGGAAUAAAAAAUAUUCGAGGUGAUGUUCACAGUCUUGUUCACACUUUGUCCUUGAUGGGUAAAAUCAUUUGGUGUUUAUCGACAGAAAUUUUAAUAGAUUGUUAAAUGGGCCUUUACAUUACAUGUAAAGGCCCAUAUAGACAGUACGACCAUGCAUGUAGUCCUCGUAUAUGAUUAUCAUUCUGGCAUACGAGAACUGUUCAUCAGUUUAUGGUGAAAUUUUGACAUCACAGAAUAGAGACCUUACAGAAGGCCAACACAGCCGAAAAGCUUAAUUGCCGCCAUGCCAUGAUCACUGAGGUCAUGAUACGCAAUGAUUUGUCAUCAACAUGCACUUGCCAUGUUUCUAGCCAGUGAAUUUAUGAGAGGCAUUCACCCCCCUGAAUGUCCACAAUUUUGAAUAUUCUCAGGGGGGUGAAUGCCCCUCUAACCACACUGUCUAGGAACAUGGCAACAGCGCUGCAAUGGUUACACCAAAAUCAUAGGCAAAACCAACAUGAUGUCUUUACAUGCAUUUAUUUGAGUAUAUAGACCAGGAUAAGAAUUGUAUAUGGCUAGUCAUAUGUAGAUGGACCAUUAGAGCACAUUGUGGCUUAAUGGGGUCAGCCUACAAUUCAUCCUACUUUAGUAGUGAAACAACAGUCAUUAGACCAACCAAAAUAUAAGUUUGAAUAAAUUAAUUUGGUUAAACUUUUAAUCUCGAUUUAUUCUCUCUAGUCAUAUCAAAGAACAUUUGAAAGAUGUUACGGAUGUCAAAGAAGAACCAAUGAGCGAUGAAGAUCUUCAAUUUCAUUAUUUCAAAUUACACGACUACGACAACAACAACAGAUUGGACGGCAUUGAACUAGGAAAUGCCAUGACACAUUUUCAUGAAGAAGAUGACAAACAAGACACAACUACAUACUCAGACGAACAAUUAGCAGGCAUGAUUGAUCAAAUUUUGGAAGAGGAUGACACAAAUAAGGACGGAUAUAUAGAUUAUACAGAAUUUGUUGGUGCACAAAAGAGAGUCGAUGAAAGUGCAGAGAAAACUACUGAACAAUAAAAUUAUCAUCUACGACAACUUUUAUAAUUAUUGAUAGAAUUAGAUAUAUAUCAUACAAAAAAAAUUGUUAUCAAUAUGCUUUAUAGUUCGUUUUCUAUACACUAGUACGUAUGCCUCAUUCAAACAAUCAAACAGCAAUCAUUUCACGGUUAUGCUUAAUGCAAAUACUGUAAGCUCAAAAAAAGCAUUCAAGUUUGGGAUGUGAUAAGUGUGGUGUUUCAACUAGGCCCCAUAAAGAUAUAAGCUAAGCUGAAAUUAUGCACAGAAAAAUCCUUACUUCAGGGGCAUAAGAUUUCUCAAGGGAAACAAAUAUCCCCCACCUACUGGCACUCAUUUACCCAUCAGAUCCUCCUACUAUUCGGUUUACUCCAUAAAUUUAAAAAUUAGCAGUCUAUGAAUCUAUGACGAUGUUCACACACUAGUCUGGAUGGAUUUUGGGCUUCUACUCAAACUUGCAUGAUUCCAACUGUUUACACAGUUACAAAUCUGUGAUUAUUCUGACGUACGUGUAAGUACAGUUAUUGAGUACCUACCUAGUUUUGAAAGUGUUUUAAAAAAAUCGAUUCACACUUUUUUCGUGUUUUUUUCUCCCGUUUUUCAGUUUUUGAUACGAGAAUCCUAGUUGUAAUCAACCAAUCACAGAACUUGACCAGAUAAUUAAUGGUGAUCGACAACCUGCCAACAGCCACCCAACACCCACAAGUUUGAGCGAUUGCCUACAAAUAGGACCUUCACUCCUCACCGAAAUAUGUGUUUCAUCAUUCCGUUCAAGUUUUAGUACGGUUUUGAGAUCAGUCACCUAUGCAAACAUAGUCUGGGUAUAUGCAUUGGGUUAUAUGCCCACCUGAUGUUUGUGAACUGAAUUAAGCAUGUAGAGUAUGAUACCGUGCAGUCACAUGUCUCAUGUCACGUCUCAUGUUGUCUUUGAUGUUAAAGAUUCUUUUGUGAUGACUAUUCCUUUCUCAUACAACAUAGUCAGCAGAUCAAUCUGAA
Paramuricea clavata is the source of this 2294-nucleotide messenger RNA. The record is from the annotation of a GenBank genome assembly. Lineage: Eukaryota; Metazoa; Cnidaria; Anthozoa; Malacalcyonacea; Plexauridae.